AUGUCGUUUGGAAAAGAAAAAAGAAAGCUUUUGCAACAACAACAAAAAAAGAUUCUCACCAAAAUCUUUGUGGCAACGUCUUGGCUGUCAGUAUGCGAGCUGGCCUCUUCUACCCUCUCACUCUCAUCUCCGUCCUUAUCCUCGUCAGCCCAGUCACGUGUGAGGACACAGCUGCAGGCCAGCGCCGAGCCAAAUGAGUCCCCACGGCUCUUUUGUUGGGGGCCAGCGGUAGCUGAGCGGCCCCUCUGUCCUCUCUCUCUCCUGCCCUCCGUGGACCCCCUGCUGCUUGGUGACCGCGCCCUGACCGUGCCCCCGUUCGCCCGCCCGCGUACGCUGUUGGUUCUGCUGGCUGGCUGGCCGGCUGCAGUGGCCGAGGACCUGGGCAGCCACCAGCUGGAGCGGCUGGUGGAGCUGCUGACGCUGCGGGAGUGCCAGGACCUCCGUGACGCUCUGGCCCGGCCCGAGGAGGACGUCCUCGCGCACAUCCAGCGCCUCUCCCUGGAGAACAAUGACCUCGGGCUGGGGCAACGCCAACGCAGGGACGCCAGCGCCAGUGACAGCGAGGCCGAGUGCCAUUCGGACCUGACAGACUGGCUGCAGAUACACGGGGAACAGAUGUACUACGACAGGCUGUCUGGCGCUCUGCAGCAGAUCGGCAGGACCGACAUCGCCAUAGAGGUUGCCAAGAACAUAAACCAGGCCAAGGCCCUGAGCCUGCAACACUACGUAGAUGAAUACCACAGUCGCAUCGAGCAAAUGGCAUUAGAGGAUAAGAGCGCCAUCAAAGAACAACACACACACACAGUGAGAAGUUCGGUACGGCGAUUGAGAGAUUUAACCUGGCGGGACCUGGAGCUAGUGGUGGAGCGAAAGCCAGUGCCCCCCAACCCCCGCGGCCUGCUGGACGGGGUGUGGCCCCUGGCAUACGGCCUCCUCCUGGGCUUCUCCAGCGCCUUCGUGAUGAGUGUUUCCACUCUGCUUAUGCUGUGCAUCUGCAACAGAGCCCAGAGAGACUCCGCUGGCUGCAGCAAGAGAAGGAAGAGUGGUCACCUUCUGAGGGAUCAUCGGGAUGGAGGUCUUCUGACCAGUGUUGUGACGUCAUCAGAGAUGGCCACUCAGGAGUUGCAGGAGACCCCUCUGCUCAUCGGCAGUGAAUAACAAGUUAGCUUGACAAAUACUUGCCACUUACAAGAAGUAUGAAUGUAUAGUUUUAUGAAGAAAAUAAACCAUAAUCGGUUCAGAUUUCCCU
This is a messenger RNA of Alosa sapidissima (American shad), 1249 nucleotides long. RefSeq names its product transmembrane and death domain protein 1-like. The record is from RefSeq and is a predicted model, not a curated record. Bases 1 to 1158 code for a protein of 385 amino acids. Gene Ontology annotation, molecular function: protein binding. Gene Ontology annotation, biological process: signal transduction. NCBI's taxonomy places the organism in Eukaryota, Metazoa, Chordata, Actinopteri, Clupeiformes, Clupeidae. The transcript has 6 exons.